This is a messenger RNA of Erigeron canadensis, 678 nucleotides long. RefSeq names its product phospholipase A2-alpha. Bases 82 to 540 code for a protein of 152 amino acids. Gene Ontology annotation, biological process: phospholipid metabolic process; arachidonate secretion; lipid catabolic process. NCBI's taxonomy places the organism in Eukaryota, Viridiplantae, Streptophyta, Magnoliopsida, Asterales, Asteraceae. Gene Ontology annotation, molecular function: A2-type glycerophospholipase activity; calcium ion binding. The transcript is spliced from 4 exons. The record is from RefSeq and is a predicted model, not a curated record.
CUCCAACCAUCUCUUCCUAUAAGUUAGAGCUUUUUUGCAAAACCAAGCUUCACAUUUCAGAUUGUUAUUUUGCUUUUUUCAAUGGCUUUGGCUUCAUACUUUUUUCUUUUCAUUUCAAUUCUCACUUUUCAUUAUUCAUCUAUUUCCCUUUUUGCUCUUAAAGUUCAUCUUGGUGGUGAUACAGGCCUCAAUUUGUCUAAAGUAUGCAGCAAAACAUGUGAAUCUUCCUUUUGCAAAGUGCCACCAUUGUUGAGGUAUGGAAAGUAUUGUGGGAUAUUAUACAGUGGAUGUCCAGGAGAGAAACCAUGUGAUGAACUUGAUGCAUGUUGUAUGAAGCAUGAUGCCUGCAUUUCAGCCAACAAUAAUAACUACUUGAGUGAGGUAUGCAACAAGGGAUUGUUGGAUUGUGUACAAAGAUUCAAGAAAGCAGGAAGCAGAACAUUUAAAGGAAACACAUGUGAUGUUAAUGAUGUCACAACCACCAUUAGUGCUGUUAUGGAUGCUGCAGUUCUUGCGGGAAGAUAUAUUCAUAAACCAUAAUUGGCUUCAAAACCUCACUAUAUAUCCAAGUAUGAGGCCCAUCGGUCUAGUGCCUUGUAACGAUUGGCCCAUGUUGUGAUGACCCUGGAAUGGACUAGACUUAACUAAGUUCAUUAAUAUUUAAUUCUUUUAUAACUA